AUGGCAAAACGCGCAGCAGAAGAGGCUCUGGAAAGCGUUGUUGGAGCAGAUUCACCAGCUUCAAAAAAGACAAGGACGAACGGGCAAGCUAUUCAGAGAGUCGACGCGCAUCGCAAAAUCAAUGGCCAUGCGGAAGAGGCUGAUGAAAGGAACGGCAAAAACUUCUUAGCUGCAGCAUAUCAUGAAGAGGAGGGGCUAGAAGAAACAAAAGCAUCUGAGGAAGAGGACGACGCCAAUGAAUCAGCUUAUACCUCUACCACGCGACAACAGGCGCCAACAGAAGGCUACAGCGACCUGUAUCUCGACACAAUAGACCGUACAGUCCUUGACUUUGACUUUGAAAAGCUUUGCUCAAUCUCACUGUCAAACAUAAACGUAUAUGCUUGCUUGGUCUGCGGGAAAUACUUUCAAGGACGAGGUCCAAAAUCGCAUGCAUACUUCCAUGCUCUGGAUGUCGGUCACCAUGUGUAUGUCAACAUGUCAUCGAAGAAGGUCUACGUGCUUCCAGAGGGGUACGAAGUGCAGAGUAAGAGCUUAGAUGAUGUCAAAUUUCAAGUCGAUCCACGGCUAGCAAAGCAAGAGGUCACGCAACUUGACCGUGAGAUCAAGACCGCAUGGGACUUGGCAGGAAAGCAGUACAGGCCUGGUUUCGUGGGCAUGAACAACAUCAAAGCCAAUGACUAUUUUAAUGCUGUUAUCCAGGCCCUCGCGCAUAUAACCCCUUUACGAAAUUAUUUCAUGCUUGAGGAUCUCUCUAAUCGCUCGGCAUUAGUCCAACGUUACUCGGUCCUGAUCCGGAAGAUUUGGAACACCAGAGCGUUCAAAAGUCAUGUAUCUCCUCAUGAGCUCCUUCAACAGAUAUCCCGCCAGUCGGACAAGCGCUUCGACCUUCUGCACCAAUCUGACCCAGUCGAUUUCUUGAGCUGGUUUCUCAACAAUAUGCACCUCGCUCUGGGGGGCAGUAAGACGAAGCCGGGUACUAGUAUACUCCAGCGAAUAUUUCAGGGGAAAUUGAAAGUCGAAUCGCAACAAAUUACACCACGAGCAGAUGCUGGGGACCGCCUACGCUUUGAAGACGCAGACAUCAACCAAUCUGUAAUCCACUACAUGAUGCUGACCCUGGACCUACCAGCCGCACCUUUGUUUCAAGAUGAGCUAGAUAAGAAUAUAAUACCCCAAGUCCCACUUACCAACAUACUCUCCAAGUACGAUGGCAUAAAACCGCAAGAACAGAUGAACCAACGAAAACGCUACCGACUACUACAUCCCUUACCACCCUAUCUAUUAUUCCACAUCAAACGAUUUUCGAAGAACAAAUUUGUGUCGGAGCGGAAUCCGACCAUCGUCACCUUUUCAACCCGCAGUCUAGACAUGUCGCCAUACGUGGAGCCCAAUCUAAAAUUACAUCCGCUAGGCGAACCAAUAUGGUACGAUCUUGUAGCGAACGUGACUCAUGAGGCUGUGCGAACAAGAGACGAUAGUGUAGAAGGCGAGGCAGAGAGGAAUAUCUGGAAGUGCCAGGUCCGCGAUCGAGCGAAGGAGGAGUGGUCAGAAAUCCAGGAUUUAUUCGUUGAGAAAGCGGCAGCUGAGACGCUUUUUACGAAGGAGAGCUACCUGAUGGUCUGGGAGAAGAGGAGGGAAAAGGGAAAGACUAAGUCAUGA
Messenger RNA from Bacidia gigantensis, 1662 nucleotides. RefSeq lists its product as uncharacterized. Gene Ontology annotation, biological process: mRNA processing; spliceosomal complex assembly; protein deubiquitination. Bases 1 to 1662 code for a protein of 553 amino acids. Lineage: Eukaryota; Fungi; Ascomycota; Lecanoromycetes; Lecanorales; Ramalinaceae. Gene Ontology annotation, molecular function: zinc ion binding; cysteine-type deubiquitinase activity. The transcript has a single exon. The record is from RefSeq and is a predicted model, not a curated record.